Ipomoea nil (Japanese morning glory) is the source of this 613-nucleotide messenger RNA. RefSeq names its product BTB/POZ domain-containing protein At4g30940-like. The record is from RefSeq and is a predicted model, not a curated record. Gene Ontology annotation, biological process: protein homooligomerization. Lineage: Eukaryota; Viridiplantae; Streptophyta; Magnoliopsida; Solanales; Convolvulaceae. Gene Ontology annotation, molecular function: protein binding. The transcript has a single exon. Bases 17 to 613 code for a protein of 198 amino acids.
AAACCGAUUGCUAAGUAUGGGAAUUCAGAGAGAUAGGGUGAGGUUGAAUGUAGGCGGAAGAGUAUUUGAAACCACCGCCAUGACGCUGGCGAACGCCGGCCGGAAUUCGCUGUUCGGAGCUAUGUUUGACGAUAAUUGGAGCCUGUCGGACGCCACUAUAACCGAACACUUCAUUGACCGGAACCCGGAUUGCUUCGCCGUAAUCCUCGACCUUCUCAGAACAGGGGAGCUUUACAUUCCGGCAAAUGUCCCGGAGAAGCUUGUUUGCCGAGAGGCCCUGUUUUAUGGGGUGUUGGAUCACGUCAGGGAAGCUAUGUGGCAUCCAUUUGACGGCAACCGUCUCCGCCUGGCACGGUCGAUGACAGGCCGUGCCCCCGAGGAUGGCACCUCCAUCAGAGCCGGCCCGGACGGCGGCUGCUGCGUGAUUCAUGGGAGUAUGGCUCAUGUCUAUGAUUGGAUGAUGGAAGAACACCCUUCAAUCAAUCUUGAUUACCAGAUAUUGAAUGAUGCAGUGUGGAUUGAUUCCGGGAAGAUUGUGAUCAGUGCCUGUGAGUCGCUGGGGAGGGGAGAUGGUGGGAUGGGAUUGUUCAAGGCCAGCUAUUUUCUUCCAUGA